GGCAGCAGGAUAUAGUCGAUUUGAUUAUGGAUCAAUCCGUCUGAGGGCAGUGGGUACUUCCGUCAAGAUGAAAAUGGCAAAUGCAACUGCGGCUAUUGUUCGAAGAAAUCGGCCUGGUACGAAAUCAAAGGAUUGGUGCAACUGGCCUGAUGAAUCGUUUGAAGAAAUGGACAGUACUUUGGCCGUGCAGCAGUUUAUACAACAAGCAAUUAGAAGAGAUGUUUCUAAAGUUGAAGAGAUUCUUACACCUCCUGAUGGGCAGGAUGAGGGUGUAUGGAAGUAUGAGCAUCUUCGGCAGUUUUGCAUGGAAUUGAAUGGUCUAGCAGUGAAACUUCAAGCAAGCGGUGACUGUAACCCUGAGACUUGCACCCAGAUGACUGCAACAGAACAAUGGAUAUUUCUAUGUGCAGCCCACAAAACUCCCAAAGAGUGUCCAGCGAUCGAUUACACACGGCACACACUUGAUGGCGCUGCGUGUCUUCUUAACAGUAACAAAUAUUUUCCAAGCAGGGUCAGCAUUAAAGAGUCUUCAGUGGCAAAGCUUGGAUCAGUGUGCAGACGUGUGUACAGGAUAUUUUCACAUGCUUAUUUCCACCAUAGAGCUCUCUUUGAUGAAUAUGAAAAUGAAACCCAUCUCUGUCGACGAUUCACUCUGUUUGUGACCAAAUACAGCUUAAUGCCAAGGGAUAACCUGAUAGUGCCAAUUCUAGGAGACCAGCAAGCUGCUGAUGGGGAAAGUGAGGCAUAAUGUUUGCCAAAGACAUUUUAAAUGAUGGAAUCUAUAAGUGAAUAGUCAUCAAAAGUUACCAACACAUUUUUUUUCAGAUUGUUUUCAACUACAUCCCUGUGUGUACCACAUUGCUUAAUGCAACAGUUAUUUUCUUGCAUGUACUGAAUAAAUUUGUAUCAUAAUUAUAUUUGGAUUUAUAGAGGUACACUUUUAGUGAGAGAGGAAGAAUGAGAGUCUUUAGUUAUUGGUACUCUGUGUGUAUAUAUAUAUAUGUGUGUGUAUGUGAGAGAACUGGGGGAAUUAGUGUUUUAUGCCAAGCCAGCAACUAUUGCUAUAUCACAGCAAGGCAGCCAGCCCUGUAAACAGAUGCAGAGAAAGAACAGAGUGCCCGGUAUGAGAGCUGAACCCUGGACAGCCAACCUUCACUGUAUACCAGAGAAAGAGAACUGUAUGCAAGAACAUUUUAGUAUGCAGCACAUAGUGAUAUGUCCAGCCCUCGCUGUAGAAUGAUCUACAUGUUCUUGUUAGUUUUAUUUAUUUCAUUAUGUAAUAUUUAGCUUAGUAAACAAUUCUGGCAUCACUAAUUUGCAUUGUAUUUCCCUAAAAUCCCUGUCAAUGUCUUAAGAAGUGCUAUCAUAUAGACAACAGCACUUUUAUCUCAGGCUAUUGUCUUUAUGACAAUUCCGUACGGAUAUUUGCUUUCAUAUAUAUUCACGGUGUAAGUGAUGUCUUAAAACACCACAUUUACGAGGAAAGAAUGCUAUGGUCAUUGUCAAGUGAUGGAAAUGUCUGGAAAGAUGCUAUCAUUCGCGUAUGUUUUAAGUUGCAGUCUUUUCUCUGUGCUGGUUAAAGAAUAAACCAAUUUUACAUGGCACUGAAGUGCAAUAAGAUGUGUAUUGUUUUUUGUUUUUUUCUUUCUUUGAUGGAAUUGAGAUCUAAAUUAAAAGGAUGAAAAGACACCAUUGUGUUCUUUUUGUCUCAAAUUAAGCUUUGUGACCAAGUGAGAAAGAUGGUGCUAGUAUCAAGGUGAGGUAGGGGUGUCUCCCAAGAAAUGUUAUGCUUUAUGAAUAUUCUAUUUAUUUGAUUUUCUUAUGAGUUUUUUUCAUGUUAAUUCUGCUCACCUGUAAGGUACAGUGUAUGCAUUUAUGGAAGAGUGACUCUGCCAUACAUGUUAUUUAUCCACUGCAUUCUGCAACUCCGUGGGACCUGUGAAAGCUAAUUCAUAAUUUUUUUGAUGGCCCUUUAGUUGAGGUCUAAAAUAUUACAAUUUGAAGUAUCCGUGUUGCUUCUGACUCAUUUGUAAUAUACACUCAUUAAAAUUCUCUGAUGAACUA
This is a messenger RNA of Pomacea canaliculata, 2064 nucleotides long. Its product is annotated as MOB-like protein phocein. The coding region runs from base 68 to 748 and encodes 226 amino acids. Lineage: Eukaryota; Metazoa; Mollusca; Gastropoda; Architaenioglossa; Ampullariidae. Gene Ontology annotation, cellular component: cytoplasm. The record is from RefSeq and is a predicted model, not a curated record. The transcript is spliced from 9 exons.